This is a messenger RNA of Lolium rigidum, 1182 nucleotides long. RefSeq names its product 3-dehydroquinate synthase, chloroplastic. The transcript is spliced from 7 exons. Gene Ontology annotation, biological process: aromatic amino acid biosynthetic process. Gene Ontology annotation, molecular function: 3-dehydroquinate synthase activity. NCBI's taxonomy places the organism in Eukaryota, Viridiplantae, Streptophyta, Magnoliopsida, Poales, Poaceae. Gene Ontology annotation, cellular component: cytoplasm. Bases 86 to 946 code for a protein of 286 amino acids. The record is from RefSeq and is a predicted model, not a curated record.
GAAGGUGACCUGGGCGCUCACUUACCAAAACCCCAACGUGUCCGUCGAGAGCGUCGUCCUACCUGACGGCGAGAAGUACAAGGACAUGGACACGCUGAUGAAGGUCUUCGACAAGGCGAUCGAGUCGCGGCUGGACCGCAGGUGCACGUUCGUCGCGCUAGGCGGCGGCGUCAUCGGGGACAUGUGCGGGUACGCGGCCGCCUCGUUCCUCCGCGGCGUCAACUUCAUACAGAUACCCACGACUCUGAUGGCCCAGGUCGAUUCGUCCGUUGGAGGGAAGACUGGGAUUAACCAUCCACUGGGGAAGAACUUGAUUGGGGCAUUCUACCAGCCGCAGUGUGUGCUCAUAGACACUGAGACGCUGAAUACAUUGCCCGACAGGGAGCUGGCUUCAGGCGUUGCUGAGGUGGUGAAGUAUGGGCUCAUAAGAGACGCACCCUUCUUUGAGUGGCAAGAGAAGAAUAUGGCGGCAAUACUAGCGAGAGAACCAAGUGCCCUGACCUACGCUAUAAAGAGAUCAUGUGAAAACAAAGCUGAAGUUGUUGCUCAGGACGAGAGGGAAGGUGGCCUUCGAGCAACACUAAACCUGGGUCAUACAUUUGGUCAUGCUAUAGAAACAGGUCUUGGCUAUGGAGAAUGGCUCCAUGGGGAGGCUGUCGCUGCUGGAACAGUUAUGGCAGCCGACAUGUCUUACCGCUUGGGCUGGAUAGACGAGUCCAUACAAAAACGAACAUUUGACAUACUAGAGAAAGCCAAGCUUCCCGUUGCACCGCCAAAAGGCAUGACAAUGGAGAAGUUCAGAAACAUCAUGGCUGUCGACAAGAAAGUUGCGGAUGGAUUGCUGAGGCUCAUCCUUCUGAAAGGACCUCUGGGAGGGUGUGUUUUCACCGGCGAGUACGACAGGAAAGCCCUGGACGAAACCCUUCGUGCAUUCUGCGACAACUGAUCCUUCUCAGUUGGAACUUCAGGAGUCAGGACUUUUGUAUACUAAUAGGCUGUAAUAUCAUAUCAGAAAGAGAGAGGGUGUGUGCAUUGUAUGCUAUCUUUAUUUAUUUUAUUUUUUUGGUUGAAAAUAAUGGAAUGUGGUAAGGGGUUGGUUCAGGUUGUGUAGUCUUGUACGGCAUUAUGCCUGAGCAAUUAUGACCAAGCAUUUUGAAUAAUAGAAUUUCACUUCAAUGUUUC